This is a messenger RNA of Rhodotorula toruloides NP11, 1929 nucleotides long. RefSeq lists its product as uncharacterized. The coding region runs from base 1 to 1929 and encodes 642 amino acids. The record is from RefSeq and is a predicted model, not a curated record. The transcript is spliced from 2 exons. Lineage: Eukaryota; Fungi; Basidiomycota; Microbotryomycetes; Sporidiobolales; Sporidiobolaceae.
AUGGCGACUCUCGCCGGCGCACCCGCGCGCGUCCUCGAGCCUGCCAUAGAGGGUGACGAGCUACCGUUCGGCGACUUUUGCUUCAGCUGUGGGAACGCGACGCAGGGCUCGCCGUACUGCUCUGCAGAGUGCCGCAAGGCCGACCACGAGCGGAGCGAAGUCUCGCCCGACGACUCGCCCUUCCUCUCUGCCGUGCCGCCACUCGUCUCGUCCGGCAAGUCGCAGUGCUCGACGCCCCCGAGCUCGGCCAACAACAGUCCCCUCGUCGUCAACACCGUCCUCGACGACCUCGCAGACCCGCCCUCGCUCGACCUCCCCCCGCCCAAGCACCGCUUCGAGUACGGCGCCGCCCAGUCGCUCCCCGCCGGCAUGCGCUACCCGGCCACCUGGACCAUCAACUACCAGGCUGACCCGCUCGUGUCGCCCAUGGUCGUCCCGACCGAGAUCGCGCCCAUCGCCAAGGACCUCAGCUACCGUCGCAAGCCGGGCAAGCCUCACUCGGCCGUCCCCUCGCCCUUGUACUUCCGCCAGAAGGCUGCGGCGGUUCACUCGUCGCCUGCGUUCGAUCCGACGUCGCCCAACUCGAACCGCCUGUACGGUUUCCCCUCGGCGACCGACUUUUCCGGCGCCCACGUCCACGAGGAUGACAUCGCGACUCUGGCCCUUCCCGAUCAGCACGACCCUUCGGCCGUCCCGCCAUUCCUCCCGACGCCCGCGCACUGCGGACGACCAGGCUGCGUUGGCGUACCGAAGCGGCCGCGGGUCGAGCACCAGCCCAAGUCGACGAGGAGGUUGUCCGGUCCCGCAUCGCCUGCGCUGAGAGGGCUCGCGCCGCUCGACACGUCCGACGACGUCCUCCUCUCGCCGCGCAUUCGUGCACUUCGGUCAGGCCACCACUCGCCGAUGGAGCAGAAAGAGUCGUCUCCUCUCGCGGCCGAGUCGACCUCGUUGGCGAGCGGCGAAACUCCCUCCUCGACCGGCGCAGACGACGAUCACUCGGCUUUCGCCUGCUACCUCUUCUCGCACCUUUCGUCUGCCGCACCGCCCGAGCGCGAGCGCGGCCGAUCAGGCUCGAUCGACCACCAGGUGUCGGACAUGCAGCGGAGUCUGUCGGUCGACGCAGUGCGUGCUGCACGGAACACGGUCGGCUCGUCUGCUUCCUCAGCUUCCCCUGCGCCGCCUGUUCGACCGAGGCGAGGCAUGCUCGGCGGACGAGGACCUGCGGCCGUCAACAUGCGUUCCGAGCCGGUCCUCCCUCAGCAGGCUCUCUCGGCGACCGCGACGCCCGAAGACGAGUCCCUCCCUUCGUCCGUCUCGGACCGCAUCGAGUUCGGCCACGACCGCGACGCGACUGUCCGACCCGACCACUCUCGCGCGCGCGACUCGGACCGCAUGAAACUCACCCCCGGCCACUUCAUCUCGGCCACGACCGAGACUCCCUCCGGCGUCUCUCCCUUCCCUUCUCCUCCCAAUUCUCCACCCACAGCAGGUCGAGGCCGCUCGCUCGCCCGUCGCGCAUCAGACGUCGCAGCUUCGUCGCCCGACCCGCGUGGGCGGUCGAAGCUCCGUGGAGUGGGCGCGUUGCACCGUUCCAAGUCGCCUUCGGCAAGGAAGGAGAGCAGGUCAAAGUCGAGGAUGACGGAGCGGUCGAGUUCGCGCGAACGAGGGAGGGUCGGAGGGAUCUUGCGCGAGUCGAGGGGGUCGAGGGGGACGAGCGACGCUUCUUCAACUCAGCGCGGGAGGGGGCGAGCGCGCGAGGAGGUGAGGGAGGUGGAUGAGGACGAGGAGGACGAGCGAGGAAGGGGACGGUCGCACGUCCGCGACAGUCGCAGUCGGAGCAGGAGCUUGCUUCGGAGCGGACGGGGGCGCGAGGUCGUCUACUCGAUGGCCGCAUACGGCCAUGUCAGCGACUCCGACUCGGAUCGAUAG